AUGUAUCAUCUUCAUCCAAUGAAAUGGAAGAAUUGGAAAGAAAGAUUGGACGAAGUUUUCGAAGAUAUCUGUGAAGAUACAAUCAACAACAUUAUCGAGGCCCAAACCAAAAAGCAAAAGAAACGAGCAUAUAUUGAACGAAACCGUGAAGCAGGACACAUCCGGUUAUGGAAUGACUACUUCUCCGAAAACCCACAUAUGAGGAACAUAUCUUCAUACGCCGUUUCCACCAGAUGCUACGAGAGGCUUGGUCUUUCGCCACUACAAAAAUGUACCGCAGCAAUUCGUAUGCUUUCUUAUGGUUCUGCAGCCGACGCGGUUGACGAAUAUCUCCGACUUGGUGAGAGCACGGCACUUUCGUGUUUACAUCAUUUCACUUAUGGAAUAGUACAAUUAUUUGGGGAGCAGUAUCUACGAAGACCCACACCAGAGGAUCUUCAACGACUCCUCGAUAUUGGAGAGAAACGCGGGUUUCCUGGAAUGAUUGGGAGCAUUGACUGUAUGCAGUGGGAGUGGAAAAAUUGUCCAACGACUUGGAAAGGACAGUAUGCCCGUGGAUCAAACAAACCGACAAUUGUCUUAGAGGCUGUAGCUUCACAAGAUCUUUGGAUAUGGCACGCUUUUUUUGGUCCUCCAUGUACCUUAGACGAUAUUAAUGUCCUCGAUCGAUUCCUGUUUUUGAUGACAUUAUAG
Molecule: messenger RNA, 693 nt
Organism: Raphanus sativus (radish)
Lineage: Eukaryota; Viridiplantae; Streptophyta; Magnoliopsida; Brassicales; Brassicaceae
Exons: 2
Coding region: 1-693 (230 amino acids)
Source: RefSeq, a predicted model, not a curated record